Messenger RNA from Emiliania huxleyi CCMP1516, 759 nucleotides. RefSeq lists its product as hypothetical. Gene Ontology annotation, cellular component: Golgi membrane. Gene Ontology annotation, biological process: pyrimidine nucleotide-sugar transmembrane transport. The record is from RefSeq and is a predicted model, not a curated record. Lineage: Eukaryota; Haptophyta; Isochrysidales; Noelaerhabdaceae. The transcript is spliced from 4 exons. Gene Ontology annotation, molecular function: pyrimidine nucleotide-sugar transmembrane transporter activity. Bases 1 to 759 code for a protein of 252 amino acids.
AUGUACCUCGGCGCCGCCGCCGUCCUCGUGUCGGAGUGCAUCAAGCUCCCCGUCUGCCUCGCCGUCAUCUCGCGCCAGCUCGGAGGGCCGCGGCAGAUGCUAGCGGACGUGCGGCAGCGGGUGGUGGUGGGGUGGCGGGACACGCUCGCGAUGGGGCUUCCGGCGCUGCUGUUCGGCCUCCAGAACAUGCUCUUCUUCGUCUCCGUCUCCAACCUCUCCGCCACCUCGUACCAGCUCUGGUCCCAGUCCAAGACGCUGACAACGGCUCUCUUCUACGUCCUCUACCUCGGCGGCGCGCUGCGGCGGCUGCAGUGGCUCUCGCUCUCCCUGCUCUGCGCCGGCGUGGGGCUCGUCCAGGCGUCCGACUCGAAGAAGAUGAAGGCGAGCGAGGCGUCGCUGUGGGCCCUCUUUGUCCUCUUUGGGCUCGAGAGGGCAGCCCUCGCCGCCUCGGGCCCCUUCGUCGGCUUCACGCCCACCGUCUGGUCCGUCGUCUGGCUGCGCGCGCUCGGCGGGCUGCUCGUCGCCGCCGUAAUCAAGUACGCCGACAACAUCGUCAAGACCUACGCCACCGCCGUCGCAAUCGUCCUCACGUGCGUUGUUUCGUCGGUCCUCGACGGCUCGCGGCCCACGCGCGCCUUCCUGCAGGGCAUGUCGCUCGUGCUCGCAUCGGUGCUCCUCUACAACCGGAAGCCGAAGCCUUCGCCGCCGCCGCUCGACGAUGGAGAGGCUGCGGCGCGGCGACAGGCAGGCCGCUUGUGA